Messenger RNA from Alternaria atra, 1881 nucleotides. RefSeq lists its product as uncharacterized. Bases 1 to 1881 code for a protein of 626 amino acids. NCBI's taxonomy places the organism in Eukaryota, Fungi, Ascomycota, Dothideomycetes, Pleosporales, Pleosporaceae. The transcript has 2 exons. The record is from RefSeq and is a predicted model, not a curated record.
AUGCCAAAGUACAUCACCUACCAGGUGGCAGAACAUAGAUACGCUGAGGAUGUGUUCCUUGUCGAAAAUGCCACGGCUUUAGAGGCUUGCGUGGAACAGCCCGACGACGACUCCUUCAUCGACGCCUUUCAGGGGCUUCUCGAAAGCAUUAGAGGCUUUAUCAAAUACGAAAACUGCCUCGCUUCGGAUACCCCACCGACUCAUGAGUUAGGUAACUCUGUUGCGAAAAAUCUGAACAGUUCUGGCCUAUCCGUCGCCCCAUCCUACGAUCCACUCAUCGAGGCAUUUCGUGGCCUGUCAACUGCAGGUAUGGCGUAUCUACGGCACGUUCCGUGUUUCUACAGAGAUUCUGUAGAUAGAGAGUUCAGAGAGAUGGCGAAGACGUGCAUGUCACACCUCAAGGGAGAUCGCGAAUGUAGCUUUGAGCCAUACGCUCCGUACCACCAGCAGUACAUACCGGAGACGCUAAGAGUGGUCUACGAUUACAUGGGAUAUGGAUCGAUUGACGAUGCAGUCUUUCUCCACAUGGCAGGCUGGUAUGACAUGUUGUAUCUUGAACAGUACUCCGUGGUGGAUCAUUGGAGUUGGUCGUGCGAUAAUAGUCGGGGCCUAGUGAACUGGACCUCAAUUGAUAUCCUAUUGUCACGGGACGUACCGACCGCGGUAACAUACAUGCACCGUAGCACGAAUGGUCUGGUAGCUAUCGAACAGCUGGCAUUCCGGGAUCUCGCAAAGACGGCUGAGCAUUAUCUGAGGUUUACCAACGACUUCGACAACUGGUUUGAUGAUGAGGUGACAGUAUUUCGAGAGUUUUCUGGACGUAUCAUUCAGUGGUUGUACUACGAGAAUAGCAUCGAUCCAAUCGACUGGACGGCUUUCAAGGACAUCGCCGCAGCAGUGACAGGACAUAUGUCAUACGAGCCACCCUCGGACUUUCCUCGUUUCUUGCAACUCCCAGCUGAACUUCGAAAGGCUGUUUAUCACCAGGAUCAUCUUGAGGUACGUCAAGAAACACGACUGAGCAAUGAUUGUCAUCACAAUCCCUGGGGUAAAUGUUGUUACAUGUGGAUCUACCAAGGUUCGUUGGCUCUUUGCGACAAGAGCGAGACUACGUUGUUUCCACAACCAGGGAAUUCCAGCUAUCUCGCAAGCUGGAUCCCUGCUCUAGCUCUCACUUGCAAACAAUUACAAGGCGUGAUCAUCGUCCACAUGCUUGAGCACACGGGCCGGUUUGAUCUCGAUUUCAAGAAGAGCAGCGGCGGCACGUGGUUCUACGAUCGUUUGGUCGCGAUCCCUCGUGGUAAAGGGUUACGGAUGAUUAAAAACCUCAACUCUGCUCUUGAGCAUUGUUUCAGAUCCUCGCCAGCACCACUUUCGACCAGGAACCCUACUGUGGAGCUCGCAGCUGCUUCUCAAUCCCUUUUCACUAUCAGUAUUGCAAUCUGGUACCCCACCGUACUCAACUAUAAUCAUCAUCGGACUACCAUGCACACAGUACGUCCUUUAGACCGGAUACUGGGUCUAUCUGCACUCCGGCCUCUGAUCGAGUGCGAGAGCUUGCGUCGAGUUUACAUCUAUGGUAUAUUCAAAGGUCCCUCUCUCGCCGGCCGUAAGAAAGACCUGGAUGAUCUAGUUGCUAUCGGAAAAGGCUUAAUGAGAGGGGUUCUCCUUGAACAAGAGCGUAGCAUCCGCGUUCAGUUAUGCCAUUGCCUGGCAAGGUCGAGGCAAUUGACUCCAAUAGUGGAUGUGGCUUUAGAUGAGGCAGAUGAGAAAGAAUUAGGCAGGCAGCGUAAGCGGAAGAAAGCAGAGAAUCUGCCUGCACCAAUACAGGCGGAACGAGGCCUUGGCGUUCCGCAGUCUCUUUUCCAUGGAGAACUGUGA